This is a messenger RNA of Eleginops maclovinus (Patagonian blennie), 5544 nucleotides long. It is a transcript of the gene peli1b, whose product is annotated as pellino E3 ubiquitin protein ligase 1b. The record is from RefSeq and is a predicted model, not a curated record. The coding region runs from base 799 to 2166 and encodes 455 amino acids. The transcript is spliced from 6 exons. Lineage: Eukaryota; Metazoa; Chordata; Actinopteri; Perciformes; Eleginopidae. Gene Ontology annotation, molecular function: ubiquitin protein ligase activity; protein binding. Gene Ontology annotation, biological process: protein K48-linked ubiquitination; regulation of Toll signaling pathway.
UUCCGCUUUGCUCUACUUUUUCCGCUCCUAGUUUUUGAAUUCCAGGUCAGGUCACACUUUUUAAGAUCAGUUGGGCUGAUUUUUGCUUGAGUCGCACUGCUGCUAAUCAUAUUGAAUACUUAAAUAUGCUUUUUGUGUGGGGCCUCAGUGUGAGUUGAGCCCUAACCCACAUUACAUCAGUGUACAUUGAGAAUUAAAAUGAGACCAUUUGGAGUCAAAUACUUAAAGUAUAGAAACAAACACGAUGAGUGAAAGGUGAAGAGUCAGGUUUGAGAAACAUUUAGGCCUUCAAUCAGUUUUCUCUGAGCGUGGCUGAAACUGUGAACUCACCCUGAUUGAUUUUCACUUUUGAUAAGUGGAUAUGAAUAAUAGAACCUGGCUAACCCUUGAAUUGCAAUAGAGCUGAACCUGUGUUGUAGAGCCCAAACAACAACAGUUACCAUAAUACUGAAUACGUUAGGAUCAACUCUUCUCAUAUUGGCAUUGAGAUCCGUUCCCUCUGCAGUGAUAGUGAUUGCUUGGCCGGUUUGGAUUUGCGUAAUGAAGGACACUCGUGGUAACUCACUUGUUUUCAUAACUGUGCUAAAGAAAACGGCUCAGCUGCAUUGAACUCCACCCUUCUGGUUCUCCAGCAGGCCGAAACAAGUGCAUGGAUUUAAUUAUGUGUGACUCCCGUGUGACCAGGAACAGGCUUGCAAAUGCGAAUCCUAACGGAGAACCCCAUCAACACGCAGCGCAGUGUUGUGACUGGCCCGCUCGCUAACCCCAGUCCAGCAUUACCAUGUUUGAAGCCCAGUGAUGCUAGCAGCCCAAUCCGGAGGAAUGCUGUGUGUCUCUGGGGACGAUCUGUUUACAGGAGGGGGGGGCACUCAACAUCCAUGUGGCUUUUUAAACAACCGUGACGUCACUGGAUACAUUGCAGUCCCUUCAAAUCCAUCUAUGUCUGUCUGUAUACGUGUGGAGCUUGUUUCCAAGAGGUACAAUGGCUCUCUGCCUAACGGGGAUCGAGGCCGACGUAAGAGCCGCUUUGCACUUUGUAAGAGACCGAAGGCAAACGGGGUCAAACCCAGCACAGUUCACAUCGCCUGCUCUCCACAGGCAGCCAAGGCCAUAAGCAACAAAGACCAGCACAGCAUCUCUUACACUCUCUCUCGAGCCCAGACGGUGGUGGUGGAGUACACACACGACAGCAAUAUAGACAUGUACCAGAUUGGUCGAUCCACAGAGAGUCCGAUAGACUUCGUAGUGACGGACACGGUGGCUGGCAGUCAGAGUAACGCAGACACGCAGUCGGUCCAGAGCACCAUCUCCCGCUUCGCCUGCCGCAUCAUGUGCCAGCGCACGCCGCCUUACACCGCACGCAUCUACGCCGCCGGCUUCGACUCCUCCAAGAACAUUUUCCUCGGGGAGAAGGCUGCUAAAUGGAAGACGUCUGAUGGUCAGAUGGACGGCCUCACGACAAACGGCGUGCUGGUGAUGCACCCUCGAAACGGCUUCACCCAGGACUCCAAACCCGGCGUCUGGAGGGAGAUCUCGGUCUGCGGCAACGUCUUCACCCUGAGGGAAACUCGCUCGGCACAGCAGCGGGGGAAAAUGGUGGAGACGGAGAGUCAGGAGCUGGUGGACGGCUCUCUCAUCGACCUCUGCGGCGCCACCUUGCUGUGGCGCACGGCCGAGGGCCUGUCACGCACCCCCACCCUCAAACACCUGGAGGCGCUGCGGCAGGAAAUCAACGCGGCCCGCCCGCAGUGUCCCGUGGGCUUCAACACACUCGCCUUCCCCUCUAUGCGGCGCAAGGACACUCCGGACGAGAAGCAGCCCUGGGUGUACCUGCAGUGCGGCCACGUGCACGGAUUCCACAACUGGGGGAACCACCGCGAGGAGAGGGAGGGCCGGCAGAGGGAGUGCCCCAUGUGCCGCGCCAAAGGGCCCUACGUGCCGCUGUGGCUGGGCUGCGAGGCGGGCUUCUACGUGGAUGCCGCCCCGCCCACUCACGCCUUUAACCCCUGCGGCCAUGUCUGCUCGGAUAAGACAGCGGCCUUCUGGAGCCAGAUCCCGCUGCCACACGGCACACACACCUUCCACGCCGCCUGUCCGUUUUGCGCCCAGCAGCUGAGCGGGGACCAUGGCUUCGUCAGACUCAUCUUCCAGGGGCCCCUCGACUAGCUCCCCAGCAUCCUUUGGGUGAGGCGGAGAGGGGAGUUUUCUGUUAAAGACCCUGCAAAGAAAACGGGGAGCUACACAGAUUUCUUUGGUUUCCCUCUACGAUAUAAACUGUUUUCUGGACCUUUUGUCUCUUUCUCAUUUUUAAGUGACCUUUGUAUUGCUUUUACAUGAAUGACAACAAAGAUUUCUAUAUUUUCAUGUGAAACCAGAGACACAAAAACCAAACAGAGAACACUGCUGGGUAAACGUUUUGUUUGUUUCUCGGAAAGAACUUUCAACAACAGUAUUUUUCUAAAUUACUAACACACCGUAGUGCAAGCUCACGGUUUUUAUUCACGUUUAUUGUUGCAAUAUGCAUCUGUGUACAUCUCUUAAAGCUAAUUUAAACAAAGAAGUUUAUUUAUGGCCCAGGAACCAUCGCUUCAUCCUUGUAUCUGUCAGAUAUGCCUAACUUCAGUACUAUUUAGCAUUUUAAUUUUAAAUACAGUUUAUUGUUAGUCAGAUAUAAAGUCUAGAUGUGUUCUGAGGGUCUGGUUCUGUCUCUCCUCAGAUCUGUUUGUCGUAUUUAUACACCCCGUCCUCUGGCGUGCUCUCACCUGUUUACCCCUCAGCUCAACUUCUCGCCUUUUCACACUCAAAGCAAUAGAUCUGGAAACCUCCCAAAGCAUUAUGGGAAACUGAGUCUUCUUGGUGUCUGGGUAACUCUCAGGCAGCCUCAAUGGAGCGCUCCCGCCCUUUAAAGUCCGACUGACACUUUUAUAUGUGCGUGAAUGAAUCUUUUCUGAUCAGAGAAUAGCCAUGAUACCGCAGUUAUGUAGCGAACACACACACACACACACACACACACACACACACACACACACACACACACACACACACACACACACACACACACUUACCAGACCUAGUCAAACACUCUUUAUCGUAGUAAAAGUGGAAAGGAACUUGCACACAGCCAUUAUUUGUACAGAAAUGACAGAACAGAUGUUAUCAAAUAUAACAACAUGUGCUGUUUGUUCCUAGCUCUGCUUGUCUGAUGUUUGGGGCUCAUCUGCACAAUUACAGACAUAAUAAUGAACCAUUGUUUUGCCAGUUUACAGUAUUCUGACCAGUAUUACGCUUAGCCUCAAGCUGAGAAAUAGAAAGCAUCAUUUAUGAUUUUAUGACAUUUAGCACCUUAACAUUCUGAUUGUUUGAAACUAGAACUAUUUAAGUGAGAUACAACUGAUGCAGUUAGAGGCUAAUAAUGAUGUGUCUUAGUAUGAAAGCCUCACAUUUACUGCAUGAAUUUAAGUCAUCAUUUGAUAGAUUUGAGGUUACUCAAUGAGCUCCUCUCUCUCCUGAAUCGUAUCAGUGCAGGGGGUCCCCUCCAUCUGAAAUGUCAGCUGUUUGACUCAGGUUUGAUGCAAACACACACUGCAUGGCUUCAAGCUACACCAUACACUCUAUACAGAUGUGUGUGUACCAUCAGGGCUUCACAUUAAUGUGUGCUUUCCAAACAGUGUGUUGAAGUUCUCCAGCUCUACAACAUCAGUACAAAAUAUCAGGACUGCCUGUUCCGUAUUUAUUUAUUCUAUGGACUGUGAAGAGAACUGUUCCCCGGCUGUAUUGUCUCAUGGUGGUCAACAGAUCAACUUCUGAUACAUGUGGUGAAUCUUGUUUAAACUAUGUAGACCACAAAUAAACGCCUGCAGUUCAAUGUAUUAUUAAUGAUGUGAGAAAGCCAAACCACAGGGAGAAACUCUUGGCUGUUGUCUGGUGAAUGUUCCAGAGUUAAUUCUACGUCAACAAAUCAUUUUCAUGUCAAAACCAUAACUUAAUAAAGGGCAGUGAAUCACAAGAGCUGUGAUUUUAUUAAACCUGGAUGAAACACAGACAGUUUGAGGUUGCCGCCUACAUCCUAAAGCCACCUGCUCAUGAUUUCAAAUGUAAGGUAUUUACAAACUAUAAAGACAGCUGUCACCAACAAACUCAGCUGAAGUUAAAGGACCUAAGUACCGAGCAUCUGUACUUUUACUAUAUUCCACUUCACUCAGAGAUAAGAUUUAUUUGCAUUUAUGCUUUAUACAUCGUAUAUAUUUGUGUAUAUAUACAAAAUAAGCUUUCAUUCAUUUAUAGAGUAAUAUAAUCUCAGUAUUAGCCUGACUUUUUAUGUUUGAACUUCUAAAUGUUUAGCUCUCAGACAACAAGAGUAAACAGACAAUGAAGUAAACACCAUUUUGUAUUCAUUUACAAAACGCUCUGCAUCCCACUGAUGCGUAAAAACCCUCCUGAUAAUUGCAGAUAACUACGUCAAUAUUAAAAUAACUAUAUCAAUAUUGUGAAGGUCAGUGGGGAACUCAUUUUGGGGGUAGGGACCUUCUUGAAUGUUUCAAUACACUUGUGAUGUAAUAUAACAUCUAAACUUUAAAACCUAAAUGAACCAGAAGUCCUUUAAGAGCUCAGAAAAUGUCAGAAGAUCAUGUGAUAAGCGAAAGUGUGACUGAGCUGCUAAACGGACCUGAGGUCAGACUGUUACUCCUCCUGCUGACACCGUGUACAGAUACAGGAAAUAAACACUUCUGUAAAGUAAGCCCGUAAACUACCUCCACGAUGAGACUAAAUAAUGUUUGCAGAGACAGUCCUGAUAGUUUGCACUUAUCGUGAAAGCACACACACACACACACACACACACACACACACACACACACACACACACACACACACGCUGCAUCCAGAACAAGACACACAGUUGUACUGUAGAAACUUCAGUCACUUCCAAACACCUGUCCGUAUGUGUAUGGGUGUGUGUGUGUGUGUGUGUGUGUGUGUGUGUGAGUGAGAGAGAGAGAGAUUGUAAUUUAUGUGUUCAUGAUUGUAUGUGUGCAGGUUUUUAUUUCUUAUUCCAACACAAUACACACACAGUAUCAUUUCCAUCACCUCAGGGAGAAAACAACGACCUGUGUCACAACUACACACACAUCUACACACACACACACACACACACACACACACACACACACACACACACACACACACACACACACAGCUGAGGUCUUUUGAGGAUACCUCAUGAGUAGAAGAAAAGUAGUGUAUUCUGGAUGAAAUUGUCGUGUCUCCUUCCCCCAGCUGUUUCUGAUGCAUUGUGUUUCUCUGUGUGGGUAAAGUGUGUGUGAGUAAGGGCUUCACUCUGUGUCUGUAAUCUUAACUCAGAUUUUUUACACCAACACACACAUCUGUCGCCUGCCCUCCUCCCUGCACUCCGCUCUUCUUCUUCUUCUUCUUCUUCUUCUUGUCUUGUCCACAGUCUCCUUGUGCUUGUCAAAGCGAAAGCAAAGAAUGUUUCCAGCAAACACUUUUUUGUAACAACUUUAAACAAUAAAGUGUAAACAAAAGUGA